AGUUUUUCCCGUGUGAGUUUUCCACAAAGGACUGUCAAAAUGUUGGAGUUUUAUCCGAAUUUGAAUUUGAAUCCCGCUAUGUUACCUGAACACAGUGCCCUAACAGGGCCGGACUGCAAUGGAAGACCAGAUGGCAGCCUAAUAAAAUGUGAAAAAACAUAUGAUGGAUAUGGCGGCGGAAUCGGCUUGGGCAUCCUGGGCGGCCACGUCGGCGUCGGCAUGAUAAAAUGCGAAAAAACGUACGAGAUGUGCGAGGGGUGCGGCCAGAAGAUCCACGACCGCUACCUGAUGCGGGUGGCUGAUAGUAGCUGGCACGAGCACUGCCUCACCUGCUGCAUCUGCGGGCUGCAGCUCAACCAUUCCUGCUACACCAGGAACACCAAACUGUACUGCAAGGCUGAUUACGAUAGAAUAUUCGGGGUAAAAUGUUCGAGAUGCGGGGACAGGCUGCAGCCGCACGAGAUGGUGAUGAGGGCGCAGCAGCACGUCUUCCAUUUGCCGUGCUUUGUGUGCGUGGUGUGCUGCCAGCCGUUGCAGAAGGGCGAGCAGUUCGUCCUGAGGGCCGGGCAGCUUUUUUGCCGCGGCGAUUUCGAGAAAGAGAUGUACCUUAUGCAGCAGGCGGGCAGCGGCGACGAUGACUUGAUGGACGAGAACAGCAGACCCAGAGACGGCAGGAGAGGUCCGAAACGCCCGCGAACAAUCCUGACGUCGGCGCAGCGCAGACAAUUCAAGGCCUCGUUCGAGGUGAGCCCGAAGCCGUGCCGCAAGGUGCGCGAGGCGCUAGCCAAGGAGACGGGGCUCAGCGUGCGGGUGGUGCAAGUGUGGUUCCAGAACCAGCGCGCCAAGAUGAAGAAGAUCCAGCGGAAGGCGAAGCAGGACGACGGCAAAUCGCCCAGCGAUAAAGACAAAGAUAACUAUCCAGCGCACUCUGGCGACAGUUUCUGCAGUUCCGACAUCUCGUUAGACGACACGUCGAACUUCGACCACUUAGACGAAGGAACUUCUGACACCCUCUCGCUUCAAAACCUGGAACUUCAGUCGCACUCCCACCAGCACGAUACGGCGCCCUCUGGUGGCUCGAUAGCGAACCCAAUCGAUAAACUCUACCUCAUGCAAAACUCGUACUUCAGCACCGAACAAUAAUUGAACAUUUUUGUUGUUUGGUUUUACGGAAACGUAAAACGUUCUAG
This is a messenger RNA of Brassicogethes aeneus, 1190 nucleotides long. The record is from the annotation of a GenBank genome assembly. NCBI's taxonomy places the organism in Eukaryota, Metazoa, Arthropoda, Insecta, Coleoptera, Nitidulidae.